Molecule: messenger RNA, 3021 nt
Organism: Phlebotomus argentipes
Lineage: Eukaryota; Metazoa; Arthropoda; Insecta; Diptera; Psychodidae
Product: EGFR adapter protein-like
Exons: 6
Coding region: 1137-2087 (316 amino acids)
Source: RefSeq, a predicted model, not a curated record
GUCGAGACGUGCGCGCACUUCUCGGCACGUUGAACUCACCAGCGAGGUCGUCUUGCGACUCCCCCGAAGAACUCUUGUGCGGGAUUCCAUUGAGGUGGAUUGUGUGACUUCACGUGACGCUGGAGCAGCCAGAGUAUCUUCUGGACGUCCCACAGUUCAGUCGCGUGUGCUGUCCAUUAGAGUGACGAGUGUGAGAGGCAAUAUUUGGCCAUCGUGCAGACACCCCCGCGGUGGAUUAAUUUAGGGCCAGAGUGCCGGAAGAGGUGUCCAUAAAGUGUAUUGUGACCGAAAAUGCCAAAUGUUUGUGCUGUGCAAAUGGGUGAAAUUGUGUCACACGAGUGAUUAAUAAUCCAGUGCUGAGAGAGACUCACGCAAGAGGCCUAUUUCCAAGGCAGCUGCACACGAAUUCCAGCUUCUGUGUGCGAACAGCGACUUCUUGUGCACCCCGAAUGCCAAGAAGUGAAAUUUGCAAAUUGUGUGAUUGUGUGAGGCGUGCAGAAAUACCGGCCAAGAGGUCUCAGAUGCAAGGGGAUCAGGAUAUUGAACUCGGGCACUCGUUUCUUCCACCACAGUGUAUGUGUGUUUGAAAUCUUGAGCACAAGAACGAGUUUCUGGCGGUUGGGAGCAUCUCAUGAGAGAGAUCAACAUUCAGCGAAAACAGUGAAGAAAGAAGUGCUGAUCAACUGUCAAAUCUCAAUAAGGUUUCCAUUGUUCGACGAUUGCUGCGGAGCCGUGGAGCGGAAGAGGCGACCAGCAGCAAGAAGUGGCAAAUCUGCAGGAAGCGCGGGGAUGCUGUGAAGUGCAUUGCGGGAUGUGAGUCAUCCAAGGGGCGCGGUGCAUCGCGACGAGAGGCGGAGAAUGUGGGUGGGUGGCAGGAGUGCCACUUGCAGAAGCAUCACAGCCAGUCAACAGGACGACAAAUACUCCUCGGGAGUAAGCACAAAAGGCGGAUUUACAGAUGCAUCAAGCGACUGUUGAGGAGACAAUUUAGAGAGCGAUUAGCUGAGAACGACCAAGUUACUUAUAUCGAGGUUGCUAACAACAUCAAAAUAAUCAACAAUAAUUUACGAGGCGCGCCGGCGACUCCGUCCAGGACCCGCGCGUUGAACGGCAACGGGAGCGCGGCAGGCGGCGCCAUGCAGGACGUGCGAGUGCGCCUGGAGCGGCCGACGCACGGCUCGCCGCUGCACGCGGUGCAGCAGCGCCCGGCGCACCUGUUCCAGAAGGCCGGCGUCACACUCACGUGCGACGAGAACGUGAACAUCACGGCCAUCCGAUCGCCCAGCUCGGAGGAGGACAACUCGCCGACGGAGAUGAACAACUGCCGGCGCCUGGUGGAGAAGCCGCCGCUCGUGAAGCGGCUCACGAUGGGUCUGCUGCGCGCCACGGAAGAGAGCCGACCGCUGGUGAGGAACGCCGGCUCAUCGAUCACGUCUGGAUCCACGCACACGAUCUGCGAUGGAUACGUGAACGAGGGCAUUUGUGAUCCGGAGCGCAUCAUCUCGAGCAAAUUCGGCGACUCGUGCAGGAAGAGUCUCAUGUCCAUGACGAUGGACACGCGAGCGGACAGUCACCAUGAGUUCAGCUUCAAGAAGAACUUCCUGCGAGAGACGAGCAGUGCCAACUCCAGCCCCAAAAUAUUUGGUCCGUCGCUGCGAUCGGACCACUUGAGCCUGGCAGAGCAGAAUGAACUGAAGGGCGCCGCGUGGUUUCAGGCGGGAAUCCCGCGGGAAAUCUCGCUCGAGGUGCUGUCGAGACAGAGUCCAGGCGCCUUCCUCGUGCGACAGAGUAGCAGCAAACCGGGAUGCUUCGCUCUCUCGCUGAGAGUUCCUCCGCCGGCGCCCAAAGUCGCCCACUAUUUAAUCCUCAAGACGCCGCGAGGGUACAAAAUCAAGGGUUUCACCAAGGAAUUCUCCUCCCUUCGUGCUCUAAUAACUCAUCAUUCUGUGAUGCCGGAACUCCUCCCGGUUCCACUCUCGCUGCCGCGGCCGCAGAACAUGGCUCCGCCGCGGCGGGACUUGGAUGACUUCGACACUUAUGGAUCUCUCAAUGAUUUUCGCAAAAUGAUGGCCGAUCUGAACGUCUGAGGACUCGCUAAGAUGAUGUGGAAGCCGAAACAUGUGCCGUGAAUUGUGAAAAGAUGAUAAAUUCACAAAGAGAAUAUUUUAAAAUGGACUCAAAUAUUGAUGAGCAAAAUGAGGAAGAAAAAAAGUGGGAGUAAUUUUUAAACGAGAUAAAAUUGUGUGAAAAAUAUAUAUUUCGAAAUGUAGAAAACAAUAUAUAGUAAUAUAAUAUUAGAAGUACAUAUUAUCUUAUAUGUGUUGAAAUGUAACGUUUUAUAAAGAUGAGAUUUGAGGAGCACUCGUGUAACCAAUUGAAUGAUGAUAAAUAUCCAAAUUUAAAUUAUACGAAAAGUGACUUAAGACGAAUAUAUAGUGAGAGAUUUAAUGUCCUUUUAGGCAACGGAAAAGACACAUGAAAUUAAUUGAGGGGAGUGAAAAAUAUAUCAACGGAAAAAUGUUAUUUCUCAUUUGUCACACAGUAAAUGGAAAAAAUCUAAUAGCGCAAUGUAAAAUCUAUCCAAUAUCACAGACGGAAGGAAAACUCAAUAGAAAACCGUAUAUAUUGCUGUAUUGUGAACAAAUCUCCCUUUUAUAUUAAAGAAAAAAAAAUCUUAAUAACUUCCUUGACUUUAAUGUAAUGAGACAAUUUUUUUGUUAAGAUAAUCUUUUACUAGUCACAAUAAAGAACAUCUGGUUAUGUGACGGUGUUUUAUUAGAGUCAAAAUUCUCGUUUAGACACCUUCAGAUGAGUAAAGCAAGUGAGUCACAGAAGGAAACAAGGGGAAAAGUUAUUCACUUUCACAGAAUCUUUAUUGUCAAACCACUUUUUUAUAGUAUCUUUCCUACUCAAUGAUAUGCAAGGAAAUUCCUAAUACUGAAUUACACUUUGCAGCAAUGGUACAUUUUUUAUUUCAUUCAACCACCUAAACUUAAAUCCAUUCACCUCACAACAAAUUAA